Rotaria sp. Silwood1 is the source of this 261-nucleotide messenger RNA. NCBI's taxonomy places the organism in Eukaryota, Metazoa, Rotifera, Eurotatoria, Philodinida, Philodinidae. The record is from the annotation of a GenBank genome assembly.
AUGUGUCAAGGUAAUAUUGAUGAUGAACAACAUUGGUCAAAUAUGUUUCAACAAGAAUUAAUUCGACAUCUUACCGUUGAAGAACUUGUUCUUUAUCGAUUAUUUGAAAAAUAUCUUGAUUUACAAGGAAACAAUAUAAUUGAUCAAUGUAAAUAUAAACAUCAAUAUAUGAAAAAACAAUUGUUUCUACUUGAAACAACUCCUAUAACUGAUACAAAAUAUUGUUUAACAUUUUAUCGACUUAUAAAAAAAUUUGUUUAA